AUGUUGGAGGAACAACAGGCCAUCUCGCGGGGCGCCCAAUCUGACCGUGCCUACCGCCAACUCUCUACCGAGGUGCUCUGUAUUCUGAAUCGUGACGAGGAUUGGCCUACCGAGUGCGCGCUGGUGGAAAUCUUCAAUCCCACCAGGAACAGUUGGCAGAAAUUCCGCAACAUGCCUUUCUCUAGAGAUGCAACGACUGUCAUCUUAAACAGUAAGUACCCCGAACUCCCCUAG
Molecule: messenger RNA, 234 nt
Organism: Dibothriocephalus latus
Lineage: Eukaryota; Metazoa; Platyhelminthes; Cestoda; Diphyllobothriidea; Diphyllobothriidae
Source: the annotation of a GenBank genome assembly